AUGAAAGAUUGCUUUCGAUGAUUUCAGGUGAUUUGAGACAAUCAAGAUGGCUUUUUCAUCAGUUUUCAGGAGAGGAAAUGUCAAAGAAUUGAUCUCAAAUGUUUCGGUCUACACUAGCACAGUAGGUAAUGAGUCAUCUGGAGGAUUGAGCUUGAUUUUUAAGCGUUGGGCCACCAAAAAGACAGCUGGAUCAACAAAAAAUGGCCGUGACUCUAACCCUAAGUAUUUGGGUGUUAAAAAGUUUGGCGGAGAGAAAGUGGAGCCAGGAAACAUCAUCGUCCGCCAAAGAGGAACCCGCUUCCAUCCUGGGAACUACGUUGGCAUGGGGAAGGACCAUACUCUCUUCUGUCUGAAAGAAGGACAUGUGCGAUUCGAGCGCAACAAGCUGACUGGCAGGAAAUGGGUUCAUGUUGAUCCUGUUGCUGGGCAUGUGCUCCACCCUGUCUACACCAGUGAUUCGACCCCUGCAGCUGAAAUGGAGCCAUUGUAAUGGCUUUACAUGGAAUGAAGUAACAUAUGUUGCUAACAGCUUUCGUCCUUGCCUUGAGAGUGACUUCUCUAAAGAAACUUAUUGCGAUUAAGAGGUUUCUGGGUUGAAUUUGCUUGCAAUAAGGAACCUAACCAUCAUGUUCAGAACCCUUUUGUUUUUGGUUCUUGCUGUGGCUUAAAGUUGUUUGUUUUAAGUAUCCUUUGUGAUUUGUGGCAUGAAGGUUGACAAACCUACAUGAUUUAUGAACACACAGAAAUUCUAAAAAUGUUGCUUGGGCCGGGAAA
Messenger RNA from Oryza sativa Japonica Group (Japanese rice), 774 nucleotides. Lineage: Eukaryota; Viridiplantae; Streptophyta; Magnoliopsida; Poales; Poaceae. The record is from RefSeq and is a predicted model, not a curated record.